Molecule: messenger RNA, 282 nt
Organism: Paramuricea clavata
Lineage: Eukaryota; Metazoa; Cnidaria; Anthozoa; Malacalcyonacea; Plexauridae
Source: the annotation of a GenBank genome assembly
AUGGCUGUUAAAAAUAAUUCCCAGAUUCACUGGGAGAAAUUCAAAGAAAUACGUAACAAAGUCAAUUCAGAACUAACUAAAGCUAAAACAGCAUUUUUCUGUAACAAAUUUGAGAACUGCGCACAAUCGAAAGAUAUGAAACAUAGUUGGAAGUUAAUUAAUAUUCUCUUAAGUAAAAACAAAAAAUCAAAUAAUAUCUCUCAACUUAAAUGUGAUGAUGUUGUGAUUUCAGAUAAUACUUUGAAAGCUGAGGCGUUUAAUGACUUCUUUGUUAACAUCGGG